AUGUCAGAUUGGGAUUCAGUUACUAUUAUUGGACAAAAAGCCAGAAUUGGUGGUGGUGGACCAAGACAAAAUGUUGCCAAAACCCAAGCGGAAUUGAAUGCAGCUAGAAGAUCAGGAAAUGUUGUUGGAACAGAAAAGAAGUACGGUAGUACUAACACUAAGUCCAACCCUGAAGGACAAAGAUUGACCAAAUUAGAUGCGGUUGACGACGUUGUGCCUACCAAGAAGUUAGAUAUGAAUGUUGGUAAGGCCAUUCAACAAGCCAGACAAGAGAAGAAAUUGACACAAAAGGACUUGGCCACCAAGAUCAACGAAAAGCCUAAUGUUAUCAACGACUAUGAAGCCGGUAGAGCCGUUCCAAACCAACAAUUGUUGGGUAAGUUGGAAAGAGCGUUGGGGGUCAAGUUGAGAGGUAAGAACAUAGGUGAGCCAUUAUUUGCUAAGAAGAAAUAA
This is a messenger RNA of Debaryomyces hansenii CBS767, 453 nucleotides long. It is a transcript of the gene MBF1, whose product is annotated as Mbf1p. Gene Ontology annotation, molecular function: DNA binding. NCBI's taxonomy places the organism in Eukaryota, Fungi, Ascomycota, Pichiomycetes, Serinales, Debaryomycetaceae. The record is from RefSeq and is a predicted model, not a curated record. Gene Ontology annotation, cellular component: nucleus. The transcript has a single exon. Bases 1 to 453 code for a protein of 150 amino acids.